AUGGAGAAAAUCGUCGAAUCUCGAAAGUCAAAGCACAAAGUUCUCGAAAACAGGGUACGUGCCAUGCACAAGAAAUCGGAAAAGAUGCCUACAGUCGCCAUUACCGACCUCGAACCGAGUGAGAUUCCCCAUCACUUUAACCUCACUCACUGUCUGCCCACCGAGUUUGAAUUUUCUCCUCGCAAGACUGAAAAGCUUUCUCUCCCUCCUCACCUGAAUUCUACCCUCGUAGACUAUGGCAUGGCAACCAGUGGCUCACCAAUAAACGAGACCUUGAUACGAUCUCGUAUUAGUGUGAUUAUCCUGACAACUCUGGCUAAGAUGAAGCGUGAGCUUCCUGCAAAGCCCCGUACACCCGUUGUCUCCUCCACGUCACCCAAGUUUGUUCACCUGAAAUUUGAUCGCGAGAUAGAAUUCAUUUGGAAAAGCGAUAAUCGACGGGUGAGACUCUCCGGUAUCGUUGACUACUCGCUUUGGUAUGGCAUGCCUGAUGACUAUUCCACUAAUAUGACCACGAUCGAGGCGAGCCAGCCAGACUUGAUCAAGCGUGGCGUAUUUAAAUGUCUCGCCUACAUGGCGAUGGUCCAUGAAACGAGGAAGCGGGCUAAGGUUAUAGACACGUCAGUGUAUGGAAUUGCAACAGACAGUUUCGAGUGGGUGUUCAUCCGGAUUCGUCCAAAUGGCGAGUGGACCGCGAAGGCCUACCACUGGGUGCACAAUGCGCAAGAGAUUGUCUCGAUGCUGGCAAAUAUUUUCGCCCAUGCUGCGACUAGCCACAAAUGGUGGAACCUUGGGGUUGAAGCGGAGUUCUCAACUUCGUUAGAGCAGCCCAAGUUAAAGCCAAAGUCAAUGCGAGAUAUGAGGCACAGCAUCUAG
Molecule: messenger RNA, 876 nt
Organism: Penicillium hordei
Lineage: Eukaryota; Fungi; Ascomycota; Eurotiomycetes; Eurotiales; Aspergillaceae
Exons: 4
Coding region: 1-876 (291 amino acids)
Source: RefSeq, a predicted model, not a curated record